UAUAAAUUCAUACUACCAUCCAUAUGACGGUUCUCAUAACCAUACCAUAUCUUUCCUGAAUCCAUGUACUUGUCAAAAAUGAGAUUCAUAGCGAUCGUGAUCGCCUUUGGAGCCCACCUCGCUCGUUGCGCGGUGGACAUCAAUGGCAACCCGGUCACUGAGCCUCUUGAUGGGGAUGACCCAUCACCCAUCAGCGACCCAAGAACCUACUAUCCCGAUCAACACGACUGUCCACUUACGUGUUCCGACUACACGAACAUCCACAGUUGGACGCCAUACAUCUCAGUCGAACGCCUCCAACGUUGUGAGGAGCCUAUGCUUCUUCAGUUCUCCAUCUCGAAUCCGCUCGACGAUCCCAAGACAACAGUGCUCAUACGAAGCUGCACGCUUGGAGGGCAGCAAUCAGAGAUCCGGACGAAAGUUCAGUCGGUCGAGAACCCCAAAAAAGACGAAGGCCUCCUUGAAAGCAGUCUCGAUACUGCGCCAGCAUGCUUCUCCGACGGAACCCAAACCACGAGAGAUCUGAGCGUCUUUACCGAAGGUAGUGCGAAAGCGAACUUGACCGAAGCUGUCAAAGUCUUGGAGGGUCUGCAGAAUUUCUUCGAGGCCAAAGACAACUGCGACGAAAACGUCGUAUUUGCGUAUUACAAGAAGACAGUGGCAAGCAUCUAUGUCGGCAAGGGCUAUGGCAAGGCGACUGCAUCGUCCUUGUUGAGCGCCGUGAAGUCAUCGGGGAUAGGCUCUAAUAGCACUAUUGCUCAGGUCUGUGGUAGCGGAAGCCUGCCUGGGGGCGCACUCGGCCUGUUCAUCGACGGAAGUGGUGAUAUUGUGGCUGCUCAGAGAUCAGCUGCCGUGUGGAGCAAGGGAGAGUGCGUUGAGACCGAAGGACUCAGCAAUGCCAAAAGCUUGCGGAAUGUCAAGACAUGGGAAAUUUCAGGGAGAAACGGUACUGCCAGCAAUAGCACUUUGUCGGCUACUAACAUGCCUCUUCUGAGAAUGGUGCGAGGCCCAUCCUCCGAUGUACAAAUGCACAAGCGUGCAGAAUGUCGAUACAUCAGUGUUAUCAGUGGUGACGGUUGCGCCUCGCUUGUAUCCAAAUGCGGUAUAUCUGCUGCCGACUUCACAAAAUUCAAUCCGAACCCCAAUCUCUGCUCAUCGUUGAAAGUAGGAGACUACGUUUGCUGUUCGGCGGGCGACCCACAUACUGAUCCCAAGCCUGACCCGCCGAAGCCAGGAUCCGACGGAACUUGCGCAACACAUCUAAUCGUUCAAGAUGAUAGCUGCGGCAGUUUGGCUAAGCAGUACGGAAUCACUGUUAACGACAUUGAAAGAUUCAACAAAGGCAAGACAUGGGCCUGGACUGAAUGUAAAAACAUGCUGCUCGGUUACAAUAUGUGCUUGAGCGAAGGAGCAACACCACUGCCCCCUCCUCAGCAGGGCGCUGAGUGCGGACCAUUAGUGCCUGGCUCACAACAACCAUCGAACAAGUCUGCAUCAAUUGCUGACCUCAACCCCUGUCCCCUGAAGGCUUGCUGCAGUAACUGGGGCUUUUGCGGGCCAUUUCCAGAACAUUGCGACAUUCACGCUCCUGAAGGUGGGGGUCCAGGUGCGAAGCUGCCUAAUUUCAGAACUACUUGUGUCUCAAACUGCGGCAACGAGAUCAAGAAGAAUGGCGGCCCCCCUACAGCAUUCCAGCGUAUCGGAUACUACGAGUCGUGGAAUCUGAACCGUGAUUGUCUCUGGCUGAAGGCCAAGAAUGCGAACACUGACGGUAGUUACACGCACAUUCACUGGGGCUUCUUAGAGAUUGACAGCAAGACUUUCAAGCCAGUCGUUGUUGACAAGCAUAAACAAUGGGCAGACUUCAAGAAGCUGAAGGAUGUAAAGCGCAUUGUCUCGUUUGGCGGGUGGGCGUAUUCGACGGAGGCCGCUACUUACAACAUCAUUCGAAGCGCGAUUAUCAACAAUCGGGAGACUUUCGCCACGAACAUUGCGCAGUUUCUCAACGAUGAGGGCCUGGAUGGCGUGGACAUUGACUGGGAGUACCCGGGGGCUCCGGAUAUCCUGGUGGGCGGUCAACCAAUUGGUCAACCGAGCGAUGGUGUGAACUAUCUCAAAUUCCUCACAGUCUUGAAAAAUAAAGUUGGAACCAAGUCGGUCUCGAUCGCUGCCCCCGCAUCGUACUGGUAUCUGAAAGCUUUCCCUAUCGACCGUAUCGCUGCCGCCAUUGACUAUAUUGUAUACAUGACGUAUGACCUGCACGGUCAGUGGGACUACGGCAAUCCCAAUGCCUUCGAUUCCUGUGCGUCUGGAAAAUGCAUUCGAAGCCACGUCAAUCUUACUGAGACGCGAAAUUCGCUUUCUAUCAUUACCAAAGCCGGUACACCAAACAACAAGAUUUUUGUUGGGGAGUCAAGCUAUGGCCGAUCAUUUCACAUGGCCACGGACGGGUGCUGGCAGCCUAUGUGCGAGUUCACUGGCUCACGGACAAAAUCAGAUGCAACACCUGGAAGGUGCACCGGAGAGAGCGGCUAUAUUUCUCUUGCGGAGAUCAAUGAGGUUCUUGGGCGCAAUGUAGGUGCCCGGAUUUUCCACGACGGUGCCUCCAACUCGGACAUCAUACUCUACAACGGAGACUAUAUCUCCUACAUGACCGAUACGACCAAGAACACACGACGUAAUGACUGGAAGGGCCUCAACUUUGCUGGCACUAUUGAUUGGGCUGUCGACUUGCAACAAUUCACUUCCGACGACUUUGACGCACCGCCCAAGAACGGUGCUCCUGGUACGCGAGGUUGCGUCGGAGGUCGAGACAUCAACGUCAAUACCGGAGACCUCUGUGCAUUCUCCUGUUCCUUUGAUUUCUGCCCUGAGACUCUCUGCGAAUGCAGGGUUGAAGGCAAAAUCAAGGCUCUACCCGCAGAGGUCGGUGGCAUGGACGAUAUCAUUGCAUGGGACGAACUUGACGUGGAUCUCAAUCGUCUUUGCAGAUUUGCUUGCAAGCAUGGCUACUGCCCAGACAACGUCUGUACGCACCCCAUUGUCGAACCAGAUGAGGAUGGCAUUGUGAUGUACGACCCCGAGAACGACCCGACCCAAUUCGACUAUGACGCAGCACGGAAGGCAAACGAGAUGAACUGCCUGAUCUACAAAGAUCCGGAGUUUCGAGAUGCCAGCGUGAACCAGUGCUAUGCUCCGUGCAAGCCUGCGAUGGACGAGGCUGAAGCGGAGGGUCGAACGACCAACUACGGUUGUGUGGGGUUUUUCCCGACAGCCCAAUAUCCGGACGGAAUACCAUGGCAGAAGUAUCCAGGGACAAGCUAUGAGGUUGCGCCAGCCAAAUGUUCGUGUGACAAUUGGUUACUCAAUGAGAUCGCGGACACCAUCAUCGAAGCAUUGCCAAUCAUUGCCCAGAUCGGAUGCUAUAUCCUCAUGUCUUCGCUAAAAUUCGUCCUCGAUGUUGGCGUGAAUUUCCUUACUGGAGGCGCCGGGAAAGCUAUAGACGCUGGUUUGGACAUGGCCGCCACUGCUGCGCAGAUGGCCUCUUACUUCUAUCCAGAGGAAGAAGACCCAGAGGGCGCAUUCUCAUGGUGGCUAAGCCCGUGCGGAGGAACUGAACUCGUCCCAGAUGAGAUCAAGAAGGUCUUCGACAUCCUUAACAGCAUAACAGACGGCGUGUCGAGUUUCAAGAAACCGAAGGACGACAAAGGCAAAGGUAGUGGAAAGAAGGGCGAUGAAGCCAACCCUACGGACCGGAGCAAGCCUAAAGGCGGCACUGGAAAGGGUCCCAACGGCACUGGUGGUUCUUCCACGAAGAAAAAAUGCAACAUUCGCCCGGGUGAGGACCUCAAGCGAAUGGGUGCAGCGAAGAACACACUACGAAGUCAGAAAUGCGUGGCCGACAAAACCCAGAAGAAUGACAUGAUUGUCACGUCGCUCAGCUAUAAAGCCAAUCCAACUCAACUUCCGAUUAUAAAGAACUGCGCAAGAGAACACACACAAGCCUGCUACCACUACAGCUCGGUUAUACGUGGCAAUCCGGCAUGGCAGACGCUGACCUGCCCACCUGAGGCCGCAGCAACAGCCCAUGAGAUGAGGAGACUUGCACCUACGUCCUGGAGUAAUCAACAUGACGGCACAGGCUGGCAAGAUGAGCAAUACCGGCGAGAAGAGUUUUGUGACAGGGACGAGUACCCUCCGUUGUACCUUCUGGGUCCACAGAGCCCCGCGUACCUUAACAGUGGACAAAACGUCAAUGGCCAACUUAUACGCUGGAUACCCUGGAAUGAAAACCAAGGUGCGGGCAAUAACUGGAAAAGUACAUGCUUCAUACCACCGUUGGAAGGGUCUCGACUGAGCGACGCCGAAUUCGCGAGAAGAUUCAAUGCUGCGAACAAUAAAGUCAAUCGCGUCAAGCAGAUGGUGACGCAGACGUUUGCCCAGAUCGAAGUCGAUCAUCGACCGGAGUUUAGCUUUGGCUCUUGGGGACACACGGGACAGGCUGAUAGGGACGAUGGACUGUGGGACAACCCGUGCUGGCCGAAUGUGCUUGCUCCUGAAGACCCCGGGUUUUGCAUCAUGAAUUUCGAUCCGUGGUAUAGGGGCAUUCCACCGCCAUACAACUACAGAGCGGCCGCGCCACCGCCGUAGGUGGAAAGAACCCGGAUGGAUUGCCCAAACAAGGUGCGUCUAUCUUCUAAUUCAGGCUAGCUGUCUGGUGUUGCUUACUUUUAAAUAUCUUUGUUGGUAGCAUAUUGACGGGUUUGAAAGUAGGAUUCCAGAUCUCCCGGAUGUGCGUAACACGUUGCUCGUCUUGGCUGGAGAAGUUUGGACCGUGUUCCUUAGGUAUCCAACAAUUGCUACUUUUUGUAUUGUGAAGACAUGGUGCAAGCGAAGUCUCUGCUGGAAAGGAGAAAUAUCAAACUUAAUGCAUAACUUGACUAGAAGAAAUGAC
This is a messenger RNA of Dothidotthia symphoricarpi CBS 119687, 4954 nucleotides long. RefSeq names its product carbohydrate-binding module family 24 protein. Lineage: Eukaryota; Fungi; Ascomycota; Dothideomycetes; Pleosporales; Dothidotthiaceae. Bases 64 to 4650 code for a protein of 1528 amino acids. The transcript has 8 exons. Gene Ontology annotation, molecular function: chitin binding; hydrolase activity, hydrolyzing O-glycosyl compounds. Gene Ontology annotation, biological process: carbohydrate metabolic process. The record is from RefSeq and is a predicted model, not a curated record.